Cyphellophora europaea CBS 101466 is the source of this 2178-nucleotide messenger RNA. RefSeq lists its product as uncharacterized. Bases 1 to 2178 code for a protein of 725 amino acids. The record is from RefSeq and is a predicted model, not a curated record. NCBI's taxonomy places the organism in Eukaryota, Fungi, Ascomycota, Eurotiomycetes, Chaetothyriales, Cyphellophoraceae. The transcript has a single exon.
AUGCGGCUUUUGAAACCCGAGGAUGCAUUCGCCCAUCAUGGCAUUCGCAAGUCACAGUCAGUUGAGGUUCACAGCGUCAGUGGAGUCAGCGAAACCAGCGCGACGACAGACAUCUUGCGAAGCAAGUCAAAUACUGGGAAGAUCGUACUUCAACGCCACGGGAUUCGCAUAUGGACCAGAUACUGGAUUCAUUUCCUUGCCAUUGCUGCGACCGGAGGAGUAGCUGCUCUGAAUCUACUCAAUGUCUACUUGAUGGAUUCCGACGAUCCUAACAUAGUUGCCAAAAUCGGAGCCUUCCAGUUCGUGGCCAAGCUCCAUGAAGCUGCAAUGUUGGGAUCAUUGACGCUUAUCAUGAUUGAUGCCGUGCGAAGCGGUCUCAUGAGUAGCUCCGGGGUGCCGCUCGGUUAUCUCAUGUCCCCAGUCAUGUACAACAACAUCGACUGGCUUUUAAGUGCCUCUCUCUGGACCAAUCGACCGACUACUGGGCAUUUAUGGAGUCAUACUCUCAGACAGCGCUCAGCGCUGUCCUUCUUCCUGCUCCUCUUGCUGGCCAUCGUGUUUGCAAACAUUGCUGGGCCAAUGUCUGCAAUCCUAAUUGUACCGCGACUAGGCUGGUCUAGCUCGGACGCCGCCGCUUUGUUCCCUACGUUCUGGAAUGUAUCGGCUACAGAUUUCUGGCCAGAAGAGUUUGCUGCGGCCUCGCUACCUCCAAAGUGCUCUCAAGGUGGUGCCAUGGGGACAAUGGGUUGCCCUGCCAAGGGUUCAAAGAGUGCGAGGAUCCGGCUCAGCCCCGUAUUCGGACCAGGUGUGGGUUGUACGACCGAAGGCUUUCAAUCUACGUGCAACGUAUCGCUGUCAGAGACCGUCUCGGCAAACGCAAUAGGCCGUGUGCUCUCGGUAGACUUCGACCUUGAUGCAUCCAACGCCUAUGCCACAACGCCGACUGCGGCGAUCUUUGAGGCACUUGCCCUCCGCUUCGAAUCCGGGGUGGCAUUCCCGCUCAACAUUACCGAUACAAGGGUCGUCGAAGCCGGUAAAGCACAGUUGCUUGACAUACAAUUCGACAGCGCAGCUGGCAUGUUCAAGCCGGCAGUUGCAACUGCUUGUCGGGAGCUACAGUACGAUGAAAUCGUUGAGCUCUACCAGGAUAGAAAUAUCUCAACGAACUGGAGCACGCCCGCUGUCACCUGGCUGGCAGAUGCCCAGGGGCUCGACAAAGACAGCUUCCUGUUCUCCUACAGGAUAGACUCUCCUGAUUUCGACAACCCGUCCAAAUGUGACGGCGAGGACUGUUAUGCAGCUGUCGCCUGUGCCAUUGCUCCACGUUGGUGUCCGUCACAGCUAUGGUACAAUACAGCUCAGCAAUCCCUCCUUUUCCAAAGUCUCCCUCAACCCCGCGACAUCUUCAAGAAAAAUGAGAGCAUCACAAAGCCGAUCCUGUUACGCAAAGACUGGCUGGAGCUGACAACUGUCGACCAGGAUACAAAAUUGGCCGCGAAUAUCGUCGACUUGUUCAACGAAUGGCGCACACCUCGAGUCAGAGCUCCUCAGGCUGUGCAGGGAAGAAUACAGGAGAACAUCGGACCGACUAACCACUCCGACGCUAUUGCUAUAAUUUUGGCAAGCACAGUUACCGAAGCCAUAGCUGCUGGCCCAGCGGCCGUGGGUGAGAGCAUCUACUCCGGAGACUGCAAUGACACAAAGCCAGGUUUCACCUUCUCGCCAGCAAUUUGCGCACAAGAUCCCUCUUUCUGGAUCCAUUCGGAGAAUCGAGGGGACAGCGUGCAAACCGCGUACUCGAUGGUGGCAUUCACCGUACGUCGAAGCGGAUGGGGAUGGUUUCUCCAGGAUUCUCUCACCAUCUACAUCGCACUUGGAACUCUUUUGUUCCACGGAGCCCUCACACUGAUGUAUUUGACCUGGGUUCUGGUCUCGAAGAAAAAUAUCACCACCCGCUGGUCCUUGGCCUCGGAGUUACUCGUUCUGGCCAUCGACUCCUUCCGCGCGCCAAAACUCGCCGACAGCUCAAUCCGCGUACGGAACCGCAAGAUAUGGCUUGAGCCGGUCAGUAUCAGAGAAGUCGACGGCGGUGAUCGGCUCUCUCUUAUAGUUGGGGAUCCAACAGCUUACCCAGAACGCGUUGGACCUCCACCAUUGUGUGGGAAAAAGUACUUGUGA